Messenger RNA from Mytilinidion resinicola, 969 nucleotides. RefSeq names its product Thioesterase/thiol ester dehydrase-isomerase. Gene Ontology annotation, cellular component: mitochondrion. The record is from RefSeq and is a predicted model, not a curated record. Gene Ontology annotation, molecular function: fatty acyl-CoA hydrolase activity. The coding region runs from base 157 to 621 and encodes 154 amino acids. The transcript has 3 exons. Lineage: Eukaryota; Fungi; Ascomycota; Dothideomycetes; Mytilinidiales; Mytilinidiaceae.
UUUAAUGCCUGUGACGCGUGUCUGGAGCUCCGCAUUUCGGGCGCAAGUCGCCAACUUCAAGCCAUGGCUCAUCUCCACCGAGGCACGACGACCAUCCCUCUUUGAGAUCUCCAUCCAACGUGCUGCUCGUUGUGCCACUGGCUUUACUAUUUCUCAAUGGCGCAGGCAGACCUCAAGAAUCGCAUAAGGAGCGACUACAAGUUCCAGUUAGAGUACCGGACACGAUGGAGCGAUAAUGAUAUGUAUGAUCACAUGAACAAUAGCAUAUACUACUUUCUCUUCGACUCAAUCGUGAAUACCUACCUGAUAGAACGCUGCGCCCUAAACCCGCCGACUUCGGACCGCAUCGGCCUAGUGGUACAUUCCCAUUGCGACUACUUCUCUCCCGUCGGAUUUCCUGCCGUAGUGGAUUUGGCGUUGCGAGUGAACAAGCUGGGCAAGAGCAGCGUGACCUACGAAAUUGGAGUCUUUGAAAGAGGAGAAGAUUCUGUCAAGGUAGUCGGAGAGUUUGUGCAUGUCUUUGUGGAUAGAAAUAAUCGGAAACCGAGGGCGGAUGGGAUGGGGCCGGGCCUCAGGGAAGGCCUGGAAAGAAUACUGUCUACGUCGAAAUCGAAGCUAUGAAAGUCCCAUACGAGAUGAACCCCUUGGAUCGAUGGAACACGUGAGAGAUAACGUCCCGGAGGCUGAUUUCUGGUGUCGGAUUGAAAGAUCUGGUUCGACGAGGCGUAUCCGGCUGACCUCAUUGAUAUACCUGUUCUUAGAGAGCCACGACGAGGGAACUGAGUUGCAGGGUCGAUUGUCCGUCCGAAACUCUCUGUCGCUACCUGAGUGGCCAAGCGAGUUUACCAAGUGAUCAAAGGGAUGAAGUUCCACCUCACCCUGCUUCCCGGAGACUAUCUUGAAGCUUCUCGGGGCAGUGGCCGGAAGAUUUUAUAGGCUAACUUCGACGCAUAUUCUUUGACACCGUAC